This is a messenger RNA of Rhinolophus ferrumequinum (greater horseshoe bat), 5183 nucleotides long. It is a transcript of the gene SIN3B, whose product is annotated as SIN3 transcription regulator family member B. Gene Ontology annotation, cellular component: chromatin. NCBI's taxonomy places the organism in Eukaryota, Metazoa, Chordata, Mammalia, Chiroptera, Rhinolophidae. Gene Ontology annotation, molecular function: transcription corepressor activity. The record is from RefSeq and is a predicted model, not a curated record. Gene Ontology annotation, biological process: negative regulation of transcription by RNA polymerase II. The coding region runs from base 19 to 3510 and encodes 1163 amino acids. The transcript has 20 exons.
GCGGCUCCGACUUCCAACAUGGCGCACGCUGGUGGUGGCGGUGGCCCCGCGGGCCGUGGGCUGAGCGGCGCCCGCUGGGGUCGCUCGGGCUCCGGGGGCCACGAGAAACUGCCAGUGCACGUGGAGGACGCCCUCACCUACUUGGACCAGGUGAAAAUCCGCUUCGGCAGCGACCCUGCCACUUACAACGGCUUCCUGGAGAUCAUGAAGGAGUUCAAAAGCCAAAGCAUUGACACUCCUGGAGUCAUCCGACGCGUCUCACAGCUCUUCCAUGAACACCCUGACCUCAUUGUUGGAUUUAAUGCUUUCCUUCCCCUUGGGUACAGAAUCGACAUUCCCAAGAAUGGCAAGUUAAACAUACAGUCACCUCUGUCUAGCCAGGAGAAUGCGCACAACCACGGUGGCUGUGCUGAGAACUUCAAGCCACAGCUGCUCUACAAGGAGGACAGACCCCAGGUGCCCUUGGAGUCGGAUUCCGUGGAGUUCAACAAUGCCAUCAGCUACGUGAACAAGAUUAAGACCCGCUUUCUGGACCACCCUGAGAUCUACAGGUCUUUCCUGGAAAUACUGCACACUUACCAGAAGGAGCAGCUGAGCACAAAAGGCCGGCCCUUCCGAGGCAUGUCUGAAGAGGAGGUGUUCACUGAGGUGGCCAACCUCUUCCGGGGCCAGGAGGACCUGCUCUCCGAGUUUGGACAGUUCCUGCCUGAAGCCAAGCGGUCCCUGCUGCGGAAGCCUAACAGGUCACUUUCCCGAGCCUCAGCUCCUUCGUGUAGGAAGUGGCGAUGGACACGUCUUCCGCUAGGCCGCUUGGAAGACUCCUUAGGGAAGUGCCUGGCCAGGUUCACAGGAAAUGGACCCUGCGAAAUGAACAGUGUCCAAAAGAAUGAGCAUGAGAAAAACCUGGAACAUGGCAAAAAGCGCUCCCGGCCCUCACUCCUCCGUCCCGUGUCAGCACCGGCCAAGAAGAAAAUGAAACUGCGUGGUACCAAAGACCUGUCAAUUGCCUCUGUGGGGAAGUAUGGGACUCUGCAGGAGUUCUCCUUCUUUGACAAGGUGCGCAGGGUCCUGAAGAGCCAGGAGGUCUAUGAGAACUUUCUCCGCUGCAUCGCGCUCUUCAAUCAGGAGCUCGUGUCCGGCUCUGAGCUCCUCCAGCUCGUCAGUCCUUUUCUAGGGAAAUUUCCAGAACUCUUUGCACAAUUCAAGUCUUUCCUGGGGGUGAAAGAGCUGUCAUUCGCCCCACCCAUGAGUGACAGAUCCGGGGAUGGAAUAAGCCGGGAAAUCGACUACGCGUCUUGCAAGCGCAUUGGAUCCAGCUACCGGGCUCUCCCUAAAACCUACCAGCAGCCCAAGUGCAGCGGGAGGACAGCCAUCUGCAAGGAGGUGCUGAAUGACACCUGGGUCUCCUUCCCCUCCUGGUCGGAGGACUCCACCUUCGUGAGCUCCAAGAAGACUCCAUACGAGGAGCAGCUGCAUCGCUGUGAGGAUGAGCGCUUUGAGUUAGACGUAGUCCUGGAGACCAACCUGGCCACGAUCCGGGUGUUGGAAAGCGUGCAGAAGAAGCUGUCCCGGAUGGCGCCAGAAGACCAGGAGAAGUUCCGGCUGGACGACUGUCUGGGGGGCACGUCGGAAGUGAUCCAGCGUCGCGCCAUCCAUCGCAUCUAUGGCGACAAGGCUCCGGAGAUCAUUGAGAGCCUCAAGAAAAACCCUGUCACCGCCGUCCCUGUUGUCCUCAAAAGGCUGAAGGCCAAGGAGGAGGAGUGGCGGGAGGCCCAGCAGGGCUUCAACAAGAUCUGGCGGGAGCAGUACGAGAAGGCAUACCUCAAGUCCCUGGACCACCAGGCCGUGAACUUCAAGCAGAAUGACACCAAGGCCCUUCGCUCCAAGAGCUUGCUCAAUGAGAUCGAGAGCGUCUAUGACGAGCACCAGGAGCAGCACUCAGAGGGCCGCAGCGCCCCUUCCAGCGAGCCACACCUCAUCUUCGUGUACGAGGAUAGGCAGAUCCUGGAGGACGCGGCCGCGCUCAUCAGCUACUACGUGAAGCGGCAGCCAGCCAUCCAGAAAGAGGACCAGGCCACCAUCCAUCAGCUGCUGCACCAGUUCGUGCCCAGCCUCUUCUCUCAGCAGCUGGACCUGGCGGCAUCUGAGGACUCCGCCGACGAGGGCCGGGGGAGCCCCCAGGGGCAGAGCGUGGAUCCCGGUGACCGGAAGAAACCGGCUCCUGGGCCGCAGAGUAGCCCUGCAGAGGAGAAGGGGGCUGCAGGCGAGGGUCCCCCCGCCGAGCAGCAGCUUCCACCGCCGCCGCCACCAGCAGCGCACAAGGCCCUGGACGAUGUCUACAGCCUCUUCUUCGCCAACAACAACUGGUACUUCUUCCUGCGCCUCCACCAGACCCUGUGCUCCCGGCUCCUGAAGAUUUACCGCCAGGCACAGAAGCAGCUCCUGGAGUAUCGGACCGAGAAGGAGAGGGAGAAGCUGCUUUGCGAGGGCCGCCGGGAGAAGGGCAAUGACCCCGCCAUGGAGCUGCGGCUGAAGCAGCCUAGUGAGGUAGAGCUGGAAGAAUACUACCCAGCCUUCCUGGACAUGGUGCGGAGCCUCCUGGAUGGCACCAUUGACCCCACGCAGUAUGAGGACACCCUGCGCGAGAUGUUCACCAUCCACGCCUACGUUGGCUUCACCAUGGACAAGCUGGUGCAGAGCAUCGCGCGCCAGCUGCACCACCUCGUGAGCGAUGACGUCUGUCUGAAGGUGGUGGAGCUCUACCUGAACGAGAAGAAGCGGGGUGCUGCUGGCGGGAACCUGUCCUCCCGCUGCGUCCGCGCUGCCAGGGAGACGAGCUACCAGUGGAAGUCUGAGCGGUGCAUGGCUGACGAGAACUGCUUCAAGGUGAUGUUCCUUCAGCGCAAAGGGCAGGUGAUCAUGACCAUUGAGCUCCUGGACACGGAGGAGGCGCAGACAGAGGACCCCGUGGAGGUGCAGCACCUGGCUCGGUACGUGGAGCAAUACGUGGGGACUGAGGGUGCCGCCAGCUCACCCACUGAGGGCUUCCUGCUGAAGCCUGUGUUCCUGCAGAGGAACCUCAAGAAGUUCCGCAGGUGGCAGUGUGAGCAGGUGCGGGCCCUGCGUGGCGAGGCCAAGAGCUCCUGGAAGCGGCUGGUGGGGGUGGAGAGCGCCUGCAACGUGGACUGCCGCUUCAGGCUCAGCUCCCACAAGAUGGUGUUCAUUGUCAACUCGGAGGAUUACAUGUACCGCCGGGGGGCCCUGUGCCGGGCCAAGCAGGUGCAGCCCUUGGUCCUGCUGCGGCACCACCAGCACUUUGAGGAGUGGCACGGCCGCUGGCUGGAGGACAACGUGACCGUGGAGGCAGCCGGCCUGGUGCAGGACUGGCUGAUGGGCGAGGAGGAUGAGGACAUGGUGCCCUGCAAAACGCUCUGCGAGACAGCCCACGUGCACGGCCUGCCCGUGACCCGCUACCGCGUGCAGUACAGCCGCCGCCCGGCCUCUCCCUAAUGUACCCUCACGGCCACCACGACGCGCAGCUUGCUGCGGUCACGUCCUCAGCCUACGUGUCCAUCGGAGCAUUUUCAUGAACCACCUAAGGGAAUCAGAGCCUCCCCCAGCCUUGCUGCUCCAGGCUGCCAGCUCCAGAGAAGGGGGUUGUGCCGGCUUGCAGCCCCACACCGCCGCCCCUCUCAGCUCCUCAGCUUCCUUUGGGCCUGUCCUGUGCUGAACCUGAACCCCCUGCACUUGAACUCUGGGGACUCAGCCCCCACCAGAAACCGGAGGAUCCACACACUGGCAGAGGAACAAGCAAUUGCAUUCACACACCUGUCGGGCGCUUACCUCACAAGUGCCAAAUCCCUGGGCAGGGCCGCACUGGUCCUUUUGUGCACAGGGCACGUGGAAAAGUCAGUGACAGACCACGCAAGGGUACACAUGUGGGAGGGGUCAGUGUUCCAGAGGCCCCAGCACCCAAGGAGUCGGGCCAGUGGACCUGCUUUAAAAGCAUGAUGUCCUUCCUGAGUGGUUCUAAGAACUUGCAGAAACUUUGGGCGGUGGUGACGCCCACAUCUGGCAGAGUGGACGCUGGCCUGGCCCAGCCGGCACACAGGUCUUCAUCACUUUGAAAGUGGGAAGAGCCCUUUCAGCCGAACGGUUAGGAUUCUGUGUUUACGUCAAGACUGGGGGUGGACAGGCGGCACUAGAAUGGCCCGGACGACCCCGCUCUAGAAAACAGAGACGCCAAAUCCCAUGCUGAUCUGGCAGCCGGACUCGGGGUCUGUGAGAGGGCAGGGCGCGGCCCAACGCGACUGCCCAGCUUGAGUGGCCCACGCGGGGAGGCCGUGGGCGGGUUUAUGUACCGAAGAUGGACAUGCUAGAAAUACAUAUAUGCACACAUAUUUAUUCCUUGACGCGCUCUCGGUGGUUGUAACUUCUGCAACAGUGAAGACCCUCGGCUUCUUGGGGGGUAAGAGCCCUCCUCAUACCCACCAUGACACUGCUGAUCCUGCAGUCGCCACCUGGGGAGGGCAUGGGCGUAAGGGGCUGAGGCAACCGUCCCCAGAGGCAUUCAAGGCUUUCUGUGCCAAGAACACAAGCAGUUCAAGCUGGGGACCAGCUCUUUACAUUUGCGGCACCGCUGAAAGCCCUGGCCAGGCCUCUGGUACCGUCAACAGGGAUCCACAGACAGGUGGGCCCAGAACGAGCUUGUGUAGCCUCCUCUCUGCUGGCGCAGCCCUCGCCCUCCUGCCGCUCAGCUGUGCCAUACCCGUGCUUCCCAGAAGUGGAGACGUGUUUCUAGAAGUCACCUGUGGAACUUGAGGUUCAUGAAGGCUUUCUAGGCCUGGGCCAAGGCCAUGCGUCCCUGCCGGGGUCUCCCUGCCCGUGUUUUCUUGAGUGUAAUCCAGGCACUUUGUCCUCAUCCUUAUUUUUAAGAAGGGAACUUAGCCUCGGAAUUCCUGAACCAGCCCCACCUGGCAGCCCCUUGGGGAGCCCACAGUCCCCCUGUGCCUCCACAGGGGUCUGGGGUGCGGGCCAGACCUCCGAGCCCCGACCCUGCAUGCUUCUAGGGAGCUCUUGCGUUUUUGAAGAAUUUCUGUUCUGGGGCUUGGACUUCCUUUGCAGCUAUUUUGAAUGUAGUUUCCUUUUCUAUUUAUUUGCACAUUAAAGUUAAAAAUUAAGUA